Molecule: messenger RNA, 3516 nt
Organism: Micropterus salmoides (largemouth bass)
Lineage: Eukaryota; Metazoa; Chordata; Actinopteri; Centrarchiformes; Centrarchidae
Gene: mfsd2ab
Product: major facilitator superfamily domain containing 2ab
Exons: 14
Coding region: 137-1723 (528 amino acids)
Biological process (GO): carbohydrate transport
Cellular component (GO): membrane
Molecular function (GO): lysophospholipid:sodium symporter activity
Source: RefSeq, a predicted model, not a curated record
CCUCUUCAGAGUUUUCACAUUGAUAGACCACGACGAUACCAUCCGUAUUUUCACGAACCUUAUCGGAAGACGCGUUUGAUAUUUCAUUUCAGUAAAGUUUUGCGUCAAGCUGAACCAAGAAACCAGCUAUUUUGCUAUGGCAAAAGGAGAGGGAGGGGAACAAUACUCCAACGCUACUUUAUUGAAUAAGCCGGGCAGCUCGGACGGCAUCAAGAUCGCCAGGAAGCACGAGCAUAGAAACAGGUUGUCAGUUUGCAACAAGAUAUGCUAUGCCAUCGGCGGCGCACCCUACCAGAUCACAGGAUGUGCCCUGGGCUUCUUUCUGCAGAUCUAUCUACUGGAUGUAGCUCAGCUGGAUCCCUUCUAUGCCUCCAUCAUCUUGUUUGUAGGCCGAGCAUGGGAUGCCAUAACGGACCCCACAGUCGGCUUCCUGGUCUCCCGAAGCCCAUGGACGCGUUUCGGACGCAUGUUGCCCUGGAUCGUGCUCUCAACCCCUCUGGCUGUGCUCGCCUAUUUCCUCAUUUGGUACGUUCCUCCCUUUGAGGACGGCAAAGUCAUCUGGUACCUAUUCUUCUACUGCAUCUUCCAGACCCUUCAGACUUGCUUCCAUGUGCCAUACUCUGCCCUCACCAUGUUCAUCAGCUCAGAGCAGAAAGAAAGAGACUCAGCCACUGCGUACAGGAUGACUGUGGAGGUUCUGGGCACUGUUGUUGGUACAGCCAUCCAGGGGCAGAUAGUAGGUAUGGCGAACGCUCCCUGCCUCCCAGGACCCGGCGACAUCGUGGCAGACCUGAGCAACUCCUCAAAGUCUGUUGGGCUGAACGACUCAGAGCCUGUCAUUUCCCUGGAACACACGAAAGCGGCCUACAUGAUUUCUUCUGGCAUCAUCUGCUCAAUCUAUGUCCUCUGUGCUAUUGUUCUUUUCUUCGGUGUGAGAGAGCAAAAAGAGUCUUCUCGUCCAAAGUCAGAGCCCAUGGGAUUCUUCCAGGGGAUUAAGUUGGUGAUGGGGCAUGGACCGUACGCCAAACUGGUCAUGGUCUUCCUGUUUACCUCGCUAGCUUUCAUGCUCCUGGAGGGAAACUUUGCCCUGUUCUGCAGCUACACACUGGGCUUCAGAAACGACUUCCAGAAUAUUCUGCUGGUGAUCAUGCUUGCUGCUACACUGGCCAUUCCGUUCUGGCAGUGGUUUCUGACUCGCUUUGGGAAAAAGACUGCGGUUUAUGUUGGCACCUUGUCUGUGGUUCCCUUCAUGAUCAUGGUGGUGGUAUUGAAGAGCAACCUGAUUGUCACCUACGUUACCUCAUUUGCUGCCGGGGUCGGAGUGGCUGCAGCCUUCCUGCUGCCCUGGUCUAUGCUGCCUGAUGUUGUCGACGAUUUCCAAGUGCAGAACCCGGACUCCACCGGCCACGAAGCUCUCUUCUAUUCCUUCUAUGUGUUCUUCACCAAGUUCGCUUCUGGAGUCUCCCUAGGCAUCUCCACUCUCAGUUUAGACUUUGCAGGCUACAUCAGUAGAGGCUGCUCUCAACCCGAGGAAGUAGAUACAACCUUGAAACUGCUGGUUUCCGCCGCCCCCAUAGUUCUCAUCAUAAUCGGCCUGGUCAUAUUGUACUGGUAUCCGAUCAAUGAGGAGAGGAGGCUAGGCAACCGCAAACUGCUACAGGAACAGAGGGACAAUGAGACCGAUUCAGAAACAGACUCGACAGAACUGGCCAACGUGAUCUAAGACAUUUUAGAGACCCACGGACCAAUCGGGUGAUCGACUGGCAUUUUGCACUGGAUGGGAUCAACGGACGUGAGCCUGUCGGAUCAUACAGACACUGCCUUGUCCAAUCACACUGCUGCUGUUCCACGUCUACAAAGUUGACGACAACACAUGCAAUUCACUCUGUUCUUUCGUUCAGUCGGAUCUCAAAAGCCUUACUUUUUGAAUAACUUACGACUUUUGAGUACUGUGAAAAAUCGUUUGUUAAAGGUUGGUCUUGUUCUCAGUUGAAAUUGCACAGAACCAUGAAAUGUGAUGGGAGCGUGUUUCAUCUGUGCUGCCAUUACUGGUGCUAUUUGCUGGAGCUAAACAAUUUCCAUCCUUGUAUGCACCACAUUGAAAAUUAUGACCUUGAGCACUACGUUAAAAGCAACUUUAUAGUUCUGAGACGUGAACGUCGUGACAAACUUGAAUAGUGUUAACGCCUUAAUGUUAGCCCUGUUUCGGGGUAAAAUUCCAAACUGAGACUGUCACUUGUUCUUGAGUCAUUGAAUUGGUGUUGAAAUGUGUUGUGUAAUCUUUCAAUGAAUCCUCAAUGUUUACUUAAACCAGUCAGCCCAUUUGUUUCCAUCUCAUUGCCAUGGCUUGUUUUUUUUUUUUUAAUUAUUAUUUAAAGUAGCCGUAAUAAUGUGAUGUUGGAACUAGUGGCCGGACUGUAACAGCUGUGCUCUGAAGGGCUCCUUUUAGUUCCCCACCAUAGCACUGAAACCACUACGAUAGUAAAAGGAGGGAGUUUGAACACAUAACUGCAAUAUUUAUCCAGCAAUUACAUUACUCACAUUAUCUUAUUUAUAGGAUAGCUACUGAAGACAGGGAAAACUGAUUUCCUCUUAAUGCUUUCAUUUCCUUAAUACUGAGAUAAAUGGUGACUAUAACUGGUACUAAUUAAGUGAUAUCAUUAUUUAAAUAUUUAUUAGUUUUAAUUUGUUUGAAUUCAUGUGUGCUGGUAAGCUAAUGCUGCUUGCAGUAUGUAAAUCUAUUUAAGGCCUGUAAGGACCUAUAUUAGAAGUUUCAAAAUGAAGACAAUUGGGUGGGAGUCAAAUUUUAAAACCUUUACUCGCCUUUUUAAUGCAUGUUGCCAUCACUACUGUCUUUACUCCAUAUGCAUUCAAAAAGGGAAGUACGUAAUUGUGAAAAAGAUUGGAAGAUGGGGUACUGAAUUUGUAGUCUCCUUAAGGUUUUUGUUUUUAUUUUUUUCUGUGUGCGUAUGUGUUUAUUGAAGGAACUACCAGGCUGUUUUGUGAUCAUCUCAGUCAUGAAAGUAUGGAUUGACAUUUCAUAUCCAUUGAUAUGCAAAUGUAGUCAUAGUGUCAUAUGUUAUACAUACUGUUACAUCUUCAACAUGUUGUUUCUGCCGAUGUGCAAAUUUUUAUUUACUUCACUUUCAUUUUUUUACUGCACACGCCAACAUGGUGCCAUUUUCACCGUCUGAGCCUGUAAUAACUGUACAUCAUGUAAAUCUGACUGUUUUUUAUUUUGUUUAUUUUGUAUUUUAUGGGUCCGUCAGUGAAUUUCCCACAUGACUAUUGAGGCUGUAGCCAAAUGUGUGAGCUUUAAUCCCACAGGGACACACACAAGCCUUGUGUACAUGCCUCCUGUGAAUAUGUAAAUAUUGUAUGUAAACCUGUAAAUAUAUUUUGGUUGGUAUUUUGUGGCUGCAAGGGAAAUUGACCUAUGUACACUGUACUGUAGUUAUUUAAGAAAAACGUAACAAAAUUUUGUUAAUAAAUACUAAUUGAUAAGUGUACUGUGAA